Molecule: messenger RNA, 23079 nt
Organism: Mus musculus (house mouse)
Lineage: Eukaryota; Metazoa; Chordata; Mammalia; Rodentia; Muridae
Gene: Spopl
Product: speckle-type BTB/POZ protein-like
Exons: 12
Coding region: 3740-4693 (317 amino acids)
Biological process (GO): proteasome-mediated ubiquitin-dependent protein catabolic process; negative regulation of protein ubiquitination; protein ubiquitination
Cellular component (GO): Cul3-RING ubiquitin ligase complex; nucleus
Molecular function (GO): identical protein binding
Source: RefSeq, a predicted model, not a curated record
AAAUAAAUAAGUACCUUCCAGUCUGGGCAGGUACUCUGAACAGGAAAAAAAAAAAAAAUUUCUGCUAUCUUGUUUAUUCUCUUAAACACUAUUGAAGUAUAUAAAAUUAUAUCCAAAGUAUCUGAGUGCUAUAUUAAAUUGAAACUAGGAAAUGCCUCCUCUUGUCUUUCCUUGUGUCUGUGUAACCCAAAUCAGUGUAGCCUCUCCACAGAUACUCACAUGGGUUAAUGAUUAAGAGAAAGUGUAUGAAUAAAAGAAUAAGUGAUUUUAAAAAACCUGGAAGAGAUUGUGAGGUUGGCAUGGUGAAUAGUUUGUGUACUGCUCUUCUAAAAAAAGAAACCUACCAAACUACAUAAAAUAUUUUACUGUCUGUCUUAGUCAUGGUUUCUAUUCCUGCACAAACAUCAUGACCAAGAAGCAAGUUGAGGAGGAAAGGGUUUAUUCAGCUUACACUUCCAUACUGCUGUUCAUCACCAAGGAAGUCAGGACUGGAACUCAAACAGGUCAGGAAGCAGGAGCUGAGCAGAGGCCAUGGAGGGAUGUUCUUUACUGGCUUGCUUCCCUGCUCUCUUAUAGAACUGAGACUACCAGCCCAGAGAUGGUCCCACCCACAAGGGGCCUUUCCCCCUUGAUCACUAAUUGAGAAAAUGCAGUUGGAUCUCAUGGAGACAUUUCCUCAACUAAAGCUUCUCUGUGAUAACUCCAGCUGUGUCAAGUUGACACAAAACUAGCCAGUACAGUUGACCCCUUGUCAACUUGACACCCAAGCACAUCACUAGUAAGCCUCAACUCUUACAUUCUUAUUCAUCCCCAAGUUCUAAACUUUAAAAGUCCCACAGUCUUUACAUAUUCUUAAAAUUUCAAUCUCUUUAAAAUAUCCAUCUCUUUUAAAACCCAAAGUCUUUUUACAAUUAAAAGUUUCUUAACUGUGGGCUCCACUAAAAUAGUUUCUUCCUUCAAGAGGGAAAAAUAUCAGGGCACAGUCACUAUCAAAAGCAAAAAUCAAUCUCCAACCGUCCAAUGUCUGGGAUCCAACUCACGAUCUUCUGGGCUCCUCCAAGGGCUUGGGUCACUUCUCCAGCCAGGCCCUUUGUAGCACACGUGUCAUCCUCUAGGAUCCAGAUACCUGUACUCCACUGCUGCUGCUGCUCUUGGUGGUCAUCUCAUGGUACUGGCAUCUCCAAAACACUGCAUGACCCCUUCAGUCCUGGGCCGUCAAUUGCAACUGAGACUGCACCUUCACCAAUGGCCUUCCAUGGCCUCUCACAGUGCUGAGCCUCAGCUGCUCUGUGUGACCCCUUCAUGCCUUCAAAGCCAGUACCACCUGGGUGACCCUUACACAUUACCAAGUCCCGCUGCAGCAGGAGUACAACCUUGGCUAUCUCUGGAACACAGCCUCUUUGUGCUUUCAGAAAACACUUCCCAGAAGAUGUCACCUCAAUGAUGCUGGUCUCUUCUUAAUCACCGCUAAUUUCUUAGCUCCAGCUAACCAGCAUCAAUAGUCCCAGUAAUGCAAAGGUUUUGCUUCAGUAGUUCUGGUAUCUUGUUAAUCACAGCUGAUUCUUCAGCCCCAGCUAACCAGAACCACAGAAUAAUCAAACUCCAAAAUAGCAAUGGCCCUGAAAAGAGUCUUUAAUUCUCCCUCUGAAAUUUCACAAGCCAGACCUCCAUCUUCUGCACUGUUCUCAACAUUAUCUUCCAAGCUCCUACACGACAUCUGACAGAGCUCUUAACAACAAAUGGAUCUUCUAGCCCAAAGUUCCAAAGUCCUUCCACUGUCCUCCCCAAAACAUGGUCAGGAUGUCACAGGAAUACCCCACUAUGCUGGUACCAAUUUGUCUUAGUCAGGGUUUCUAUUCCUGCACAAACAUCAUGACCAAGAAACAACUUGGGGAGGAAAGGGUUUAUUCAGCUUACACUUCCAUACUGUUUAUCACCAAAGGAAGUCAGGACUGGAACUCAAGCAGGUGAGAAAGCAGGAGCUUAGCAGAGACCAUGAAGCGAUGUUCUUUACUGGCUUGCUUCCCCUGGCUUGCUCAGCCUGCUCUCUUAUAGAACCGAGACUACCAGCCCAGAGAUGGUCCCACCCACAAGGGGCCUUUCCCCCUUGAUCACUAAUUGAGAAAAUGCCUUACAGCUGAAUCUCAUGGAGGCAUUUCCUCAACUGAAGCUUUCUUUCUCUGUGAUAACUCCAGCUGUGUCAAGUUGACACAAAACUAGCCAGUACAUCUGCUUUCAUCCAUUUGUCUGCAAUUUUAUUAUGUAAUUUUGUUUAUGACUGAAUAAUACUCUUAUUGCAUAAAUAUAUCACACUUUUCUUUAUCCAUUCUUCUGUGAAGAGACAUCUAAAUUGUUUCCAGUUUGUGGCAAUUAUGAGUAAAGAAGCAAUGACCAUACUUGAGUAGUUGUCUUUGUAUUUCAAUGAAGCAUCCUUUGGGUAUAUGCUUAAGAGUGUAGCAUAGGUCUUCAAGUAGAUCGAUUCCCAUCUUCUUGAGGAACUAACACACUGAUUUCCGUAGUCUAUGUACAAGUUUGGGAACCCAGUCAUAAAGAUUGAUGCUGGAACCACAGUCUGGCUAGGUCUGACGUAGGGAAAGGUGUAACUGGAUGCCCCUGAUGUUACCUGAGUCUGUCAGGAAAGAACCUGGUGGACUGGGUAGGCCUAGCAUGCUUUCCCCUAGGGAAAAGAAGCCCAGGAUUCAGAAAUGCCAGCAGAUGGGUCCAUUGAUAAUGGAUGAGACCUCAGCCAUUCUGACAGUUGUAAGAUGAAAUCUCGAAGUAGUUUUAAUUUUCUUUUCCAUGAUGGCUAAGGAUGUUAACCAUUUCUUUUAAAUUUUCUCAGCUGAGUUUCCUCUUAAAAAACCAGUUUAGAUUUGUACCAUGUUUUCAUUUUUUCUCUUCUUCUUCUUCUUCUUCUUCUUCUUCUUCUUCUUCUUCUUCUUCUUCUUUUUCUUUCUCUUCUUCUUCUUCUUUCUUCUUCUUUCUUCUUUCUUCUUUCUUCUUUCUUCUUCUUCGUUUUGUAAUUAAAAGUAGAUUCUUUUCUCAUAAUCUAUCCCAAUUAUAGUUUCCCCUCCUUCCACAUGUCCUAGCUUCCUUCCCAGGGGAGCCUCUGCCCCAUAUCUAUUUUGCUUCUGUUUCUUUUUCAGAAAAGAGCAGGCCUCCAAGUGUCAACAAUCAAACAAGACAAAACAAGAUAUAAUAAGUCAAAGGAAAAGUCCUUCAAGGCUAAACAGGACAACUUAAUAGAAGGAAAAUAGUACCAAGAACAUGCAAAAGAGUCAAAGAUAUACCUGCUCCCACUGUUAGGAGUCUCACAAAAGCACUAAGUUAACAGCCAUAACAUGUAUGCAGAAGAUUUGCUAAAUUAUUCAAGUUUGUGGGAUACUAUAUGAAUCUUAAGACUGUAAUAAGGUGGCAAUGUCUCGGGAACCUACUCCACCUCUGCCUGGAGAUAUGUCUACUAGUCCUGUUGCAGAAAGCUGGUGUUACACACAGGUUAAAGUAGUGAAAUUUUCCUACAUGUGGACUAUUAAUAACUUCAGUUUUUGUAGAGAAGAAAUGGGUGAAGUGUUAAAGAGUUCAACGUUUUCUUCAGGCCCAAAUGAUAAAAUGAAAUGGUGCCUGAGGGUAAACCCAAAGGGAUUAGAUGACGAAAGUAAAGACUAUUUGUCCUUAUAUUUGCUCCUAGUCAGCUGCCCAAAAAGUGAGGUUCGAGCUAAAUUCAAAUUCUCUCUUCUCAAUGAUAAAAGGGAAGAAACAAAAGCAAUGGAAAGCCAAAGAGCAUAUCGAUUUGUACAGGGGAAGGACUGGGGAUUUAAAAAAUUCAUUAGAAGGGAUUUUUUGCUUGAUGAAGCUAAUGGUCUCCUUCCAGAUGACAAGCUUACGUUAUUCUGUGAGCAUCUCCAACACUGCUUGCAGAAGAGGUGGAAGCAUUGCACUGCCCUCCCUAAAGAACUGGCACCUCCCCCUCCACUGCAAGUGGUGCUGUAGACAGGUGAGUGUGGUCCAAGAUUCAGUAAAUGUAUCAGGACACACUAGUACAAACACUUUGAAGGUGCCAGAAUGUCGACUAGCAGAAGAUUUAGGUAAUCUCUGGGAAAACACAAGAUUUACAGAUUGCUGCUUUUUUGUGAGAGGAAAAGAAUUCAAAGCUCAUAAGUCUGUGCUUGCAGCUCGAUCCCCAGUUUUUAAUGCAAUGUUUGAACAUGAAAUGGAAGAAUGCACAAAGAAUCGAGUGGAAAUAAAUGAUUUAGACCCUGAGGUAUUUAAAGAAAUGAUGAGAUUUGUUUACACAGGAAAAGCACCAAAUCUUGAUAAAAUGGCUGACAACUUGUUGGCAGCUGCAGACAAAUAUGCACUGGAACGGCUGAAGGUCAUGUGUGAAGAAGCUUUGUGUAGUAACCUCUCAGUAGAAAAUGUUGCUGAUACCCUUGUCCUUGCAGAUUUGCACAGUGCAGAACAGUUGAAAGCCCAGGCAAUAGACUUUAUUAAUAGGUGCAGUGUUCUUCGACAACUUGGGUGUAAGGAUGGGAAAAACUGGAACAACAACCAAGCAACUGACAUAAUGGAAACAUCGGGGUGGAAGUCCAUGAUUCAGUCUCAUCCCCAUUUAGUGGCAGAAGCGUUCCGAGCACUAGCAUCUUCACAGUGUCCACAGUUUGGUAUUCCACGCAAAAGGUUAAAGCAGUCUUGAGUCUUGUGUGGACAGUAGGAAAUGCAUUUGCCUUUCCUCCCCAGGUCCCGAAGGAUUCCAAUACAAACCAUAAGUAACAGCCGCUUCUGUCUCUCGUCCACGGACAGAAGCUGGAAAGGCAUUGCUUGCUUUCACAUGGAUAAUUCAUGGUUUAUACUUCAGCUUUAAAUCUGACUGAUUGAUUCACUUCAAGGCCUUAAAUUGUCUUCAGUGACUUCUCUUGUUCAUAGAAUAGUUUAAUUUUUUUUAUUGUGCCUUGUCAGUUUGCCAAGGCUCUGCAGGAUUGCACUAGCUCCACAAUGCAGUAAUAUUGAUAACUGAUAAUACUGAGUUUCAAAGGAUCUUCCAUUAUUUUAGAAACAAAAGUAUUUUAUAGGUUUUGUUCUGUAUGAUCUCCAAGUAUAAAACUAGGUUCUAUUGGAUUUUGAGAUUGCCACAGGCAUGUCCAAUCUCAGUUGUGUAGACACUAAAGAGCCCGUUGCCAUCCAGGUAAGUGAUGGCCAUACACUGCUCUGGUUUAAGUUAUUUUUCAUUUCAAGGAGCAGAUAAGCAAUGAGUUGACCUAAAAUCUUAGUAAUAUUUGUUUAGUAAUAUGUGUUUGUCUGUAUAUUAACUGCUCAAGAACUGGUUUUAUGCACAUUUGUAAAGAUUGAAAAAUAAUAUGAAGUUAAGAUUUCAAUAAAAAGAAAGCAUGGUUUUUGUUAAUGUUUUAAAUUUAUAAUGACUUACAUUUGAAAGAAAAAUUCAAUAGAUGUUAAAGUCAGGAUGACCAAGUACAUGUAAUGAAUGAGUGGGCCGAUUAAGCAAGAUAUAUGUGCACUUUUAAUGUGGAAAUUUUCUAUGAUAAAUGGUACAUAUAUAUUUUCCUUUUUCGUGGAUUAAUAAGAUUUAAAUUAUGUUUUAACAUUUAAAAGAAGUUUUUAUGACACAUGGAGCCAAUUUGGAUAUUCAUGAUAAUAGAUAAAAUUACACUUGAUUUUAGAUUCAUUGACUUGGAUUUCAAAUAUUUAUCAUUGAGUUUAUUAUAGUUUUAUUACAUUUGGGGAAGGCACCUAACAAAUUAGUCCUAUAUAGUCCUAUUCUCUACAUAAAGACGGAGCAUGUUAGUGGAAAAACGGGUGUAUAUGCUUGUAUUUUGCGAAUAUAGCUUUAUUCCCUGUAUUAAAAUUUGUGUAAUUUGUUUAUUAUAAAAUUCAGGAAAAAAAGUAAGCAUUUUUUGGGGUUUAUGCAACUUUAUUGAAAAAUAAAUCAAUUACUAGGAGAGCUAUUAGUUGAUCACUCAUCUAUUGACAACUCUCAUCAUUUAUCCAGUGCUAUAUUAAACAGUAUUGGAAGAUAGAUUAACAAUUUAAAUGAAAAUAUCAAAAUGUUUUGAGACCCUAUUUUGGGAUACAAAGAGUGUUUGACUUCCAAUUUCCAUUCUCGGUAGAACAAGAACAGAUCAUUUCCUUUAUUGACAUGCAUAAAAUACAUCACAUUUUCUGUUCUGCUGAUGCUAUAAUUCAAUACCAAUUCUCCAGCCACAUCAGUUAUGAGCAUAAAGUAUAUCAUGUAACCUCAAACCUCUAACAGUGGAAGGUUUAAACAAGAACGGAUGCUGCUAGAAUAAUGCUGCUUCCUUUGAUGUGACAGCUGAGCAUCCAUCUCCCUCCCCCUCAGAUGGCUUCUUCAACAUGUUAGAGCAAUGAGGACUGGUUUGGUCUAAUAACCAAGUUAGAGUGAAGACAUUGGCCACAUAAUACACAUACUCCAGUUUUUUUUAAAAAAUUCUGAAUCUUGGGCAACUGUUCUCGUGUAACUACUUCAGUUUCUAAAAGCAGUUAUUGUCCAAAGCUGGAAGAACUUAAGUCUUCUCAGAUGAGCAUGUGAAUGAAUGGAGGGAGGUAAACAAAAAAUAAAAUUAAAAAAGAUGAGGUCUGAUAGGGGAGCAGCCGGAAAAUCAAAAAAGGGCCAGUAAUUUAAAGUUUAUUCCAGCUAUAAUGCAGGUUAUUCUGACUGUAAGGUAGCGUCACAUGGCAUACUUCUGAGUCCGUUCCCGAGAUCUUCUGUUGUAUCCAUCGCUGUCUGUUUUAUAGAUCCGUGCAAUCUCUGGCACUAGGGGGUCAUAUGGGUCUGGGUCACAUAGCAGUGAACAAAUGGAUAAAAGAGCCUUAGAAAUAGUUACAGCAGGAGACCACUGUGAUCUUAGAAUAUCAAGACAAAUGCUGCCGUUACUGUUAAUAUUUGGAUGAUAAAUUCUUGUUGGAAAUGCAACCUUAGGUGGUUUGAAGGGGUGGGUAGUCUGUAGGAAAAUGAAUUGUCAAAAAGAAUACACCACCUUGAUAUGGGCUGUCAUUAGGUCCCAUAAUUGUGGCUUGCAAAUGAAACAUGUCAUCUCCAACUGGACCUGCAGAACAUUGUGCUGGAGGGUCACGGGCCAAAUCACUAAGUUCCUUAUUAAUCCGUUUCAGCGCCAUAGUCUGUGCUUUUCGCCGGGCUCCUCACUAUCCCGAGGUGUACUCAAAGGUCCGGCCAAAACUCUUGAUUAUCCCGGCGGCGGGGAAGGGUUGUCUCUUCUUCUCACACCGGCUCUGGCAGACACAGGCGCUUGGGAUGGAGGGGCCGAUCUCACGAGAACCUCGUGGCCGGCUCGCCAGAGCUCCGGGUCUGCAAUGACUUAAGGGCAGUUUUGUGCUCUCUUCCUGGUUCCGGACCCGCCAGCAUAUUGUUUUAAAAUAGACUUUUUAACUAUAGCUUUUUAGUUAACUGAAGCCAUCUUAAAGUACAUUGAGAAAAUGCUGUCAAAUAACCGUUAGUUAUCAAGAGAAAACGAGCAAAGAUUGUAUUUUUAAAUAUUUCAGUUUUGAUUCUUUGCUGUGUUAAAAUGGUAAGAAUUAUUUGGAAUAGAAGAAAAUUUUUCAACUGACAAUGGACUUUACCCUAUAUAAGAGAAUUAUGAUGAGCAAAAGUUUAUUCCCUUAAUUUCAUCAUAAUACAAACCCUGUUACAUUAACAGUGUAAACUUUUAAACACACAAAUACACUUUUAAUACAAGAUAUUUUCAUGGUCUAACAAAAAGCAAAGAUUCCGCUCCGGGUUGAAUACAUUGUCACAUUGUUAUAAGAACUCUGAAGUCAAUGUCCAACACAUUGUAAAUUGAUUUAUUGGUUUGGUCUAUAUUUCUAACCAUGGUGAAAUCAGUAGUAAUGCCAUAUAAUAAGCAUUAUAAAUGUUUAUUAAUAAUGUUCAAAAUUUUCUUAUACAGAUUUUUGGUUUUAGUUUGCUAACAUAUAUUCUACCAAAAAUUUCCAACACUGUGAUCUCUAUCAGUGUUUUGCUGAAUGCCCACUUUUUGGAUGGUACAAUACCAACCAUUACACUCACAGAAUCAUACAAUCUUUUCUGUUGUUGUUUUUUUUUUAAUGUAUAUUUUAGUAGUUUUGGUUCUUGAGUGUGUGAUAAAAGACUGUUUAUUUUCUUCUUGGAGUGGCCUAAUUGCAUUUUCCCCAUUCACUCAUUUUUAAACUAUAUUCAACUUGGUCAAAAUAGGUACUAUUUCUGCCUAAUACAAUCUUUUUUGUUUUAAGUUACCAGUUUGCGCCUAUUACAUUUUAGUCACCUAAUCAAGGCUUUUCUCAGAACACAAUGAGUUGUUUUAAAUAUUACAGUUUAAAAAUGUAUCUAUUGGAAAACUGUUAUUUAGAGUAAGAUUUAGAAAUACUGUAUUUGUGCCUUUUUCAUUGUUUUGCUUUUUAAUGUGUUUUGAUAUUUGGAGCACAAAUAUGAAGGUGCCAUAAGAUGGCUUGCUAAUGUUACCUCCUUAAAUACUUUCUAUAUUACUAUCUUCAAAUAAUAAUUGAAGAACCUUGAAUGAAAUGUGGUCCUUUGUGUGAGACAUGUAUGUGUUUAUAUUUUUUUGGGCUGUGUGUAAUGUUUAAAGAGUGAAUUUAUGAAAAUAGAACUUAAAUAUGCUGAAAGUUCAGAUUAAUUGAAGUAUCUCAUUUAAGUGAGCUUUAUUUGAAAAGACAGUGGAUUGCCAGAAGACAGUGUAAUCCUCAAAAAUGUGACCAGCAUUCUGCAUUAUAAAAUAGAAAAAUAGUGCUGUUUUAGGAUAUCAAGGAUAAUUAAAUUUUAAAAAUAAUUGCUUUAAAUAUUUUUAAAGUAUCAUGAACAUUAUUGUUUUAUUUUUUAACUCGAUCUAAUUGAGUUUAAAUUUUCAGAAAUAUUCAUUUGCUCAUUUAAACUUUAUACAUGAACUUUAAGUAGAAGUUUUUAUAUGAAAUUAUAGGUAAGAGCUUCAAGUAUGGCUCAGUAAUAGAAUGCUUAUGAAUAUUUGUGAUCUAUAGGUUGGAUCCAUAGCAACACCAACACACAAAAAAUGGGAUCAUAGAUACUAUUCAUUGUUAGAAAAAUGCAACAGAGACUUGGGUAAGUUUUGUGAAAACCUCACUCAGCAGUUUUACCACAUGUAGCGGUGAAACAAUCUGUCUUACACAUGCCUAGUCCGUGGUGGUUACAUGGAGAUAUUUGCUGUGGUGGGAGAGGUGGGUGAAUGGGUGACGGGCUUUCAGUGUUCUCAGAAAAUAAACACAGCACUUUCAGCAUACAGGAGAGUAUUUUACAAACCUUUUUAUAUACAGAUUGUGAGCUCCAACUUGAGUGUUCAUGGAAUGAUAAAAAUGUUGGCUAUUUCUAACUGAAAAAAAUACUGAGUGCCUCCAAUGCAAGACUUCUUUGCUAGGAAUGAAAUCACGCUGUAUUUUCUGUUAUUAUUGUGUAUAAAUUUAUGUCUGAGAAGGAAUACUUAUUUUUAAAUAUUUUCCUGUUAGUAAAGUUUAUUAUAUACUAUAACUAGUUAAUUUAACAUUACUUACAGAUGAGUUGAGUCCAUUUUUCAAAAUAAAGUUCUGCUAAAAUUAUUUAAUUAUUAGUUCAGAAGGAAAUUGACUUUUAAGACUCAGACUCAUACUCAGACCUUUAACAUUUAAUCUUCCUGGCCUUUCUUUAAUCCAUUUGUUGUUUUAUGAUGAGAUUCACACUAUUUGUAUCAUUGUUGGAAAUAGAUUUUGUGUUUCAGCACGUUGAGUUAAAAUAAAAUUGUUAGUACUUAUUCAGAAUUAAUUUUCUUGCUUGGAUUUAUUUGCAUCUGCUCUAAAAUGUCUGCUUUAGUGUGCUGCUUUAACAUGAAAAUUUAAAUUUCACAUGCAAAGUACCUUUUACAUAGGAAAGCUUAUAGUUCUUACAGUUUAAAAUAUUGUUGCUAUUAAAAUGCAGACACAGUCAGGAUAUCCCUAAACAAGCUUACUAAAAAUAACAAAGUGCUUAGUAGUUGUAGCCUUGAUGUCAGGUAGGAGGACACCAUGAGAAACCUUCUAUGUACCCAAUACAUGCCCUAAAUUCUUAUUAGGAUUGUAAAAUAGAGGGUUUUUUUUUUCCAUGUAAGUGUAAUGAAAUGAUGUAGAAAAGUUGUAAUCAGACCCAAAAAUAAUUUUAAAACACCCUUUUAUUCCUGCACGGCAGCAUUUAGCCUGAUUGAGCGUGCUCAGAUGAAUGUUCUGUUCUGUUACCUCAGAGUACUUCUAAAGGACUUAGAAUAGGAAUAUGAAUUUCUUCAUACUUUAAAAUAUUUUUGAGAUUAUAUUAUUAUAACAUACAGCCCUUCUGUUUCAUCACUCAAAACCCUCCAUCCUGUUUUUCAAAUUCAUAACCUUUUUCAUUAAUUGUUGUUGUAUAUAUGUGUGCCAGGGUGGAAGUGGGGGGUUUCAAAAAUACAUAAAUAAGGCCUACUUAGCCUGUAUGAUGUUACUUCUCUCUAUAUGUUUUCAGGUGCGACCAUUGAGAAUGUUCUUCCUGGUGCAAGACCAUUUUUCCUGCUGGUAGAAUUGCUUUAGGUCUAGUAGAUUUUUUAUGUUUGCAUUCAGGCCUUCUGGAUUCCACCCCUACCCUCACCUCUCCCAUCCUCAGCCGCAGCAUUAACAUGUCUAUUGUUGAUUGUUGUUCAGCUCUUCCCUAGGCAGUCUUGUUGAGACUUGGACUUCUGACAUUCCUAGGAUUCUUAAAGCAAACUCUCUGGUCCUCUGGCUCUUAAAAUCCUUCCUUCUGCUCCCUCUUUACCAGUGAUUCUUGAGUCUCGGGUGCUAUUGUACAUGUAUUUCUUGGGACUAGACUCUAAAAUUCUGCAUUUUGAUUGGCUAUGGUUUGUGGUAACAGUCUGUAAGUCUGUUUCAAAGAGGACUUUACUUGACUUUGGGUGAAGAUUAUGCUCAUAUGUGGGUCUAAGAACUAAUGUUUAGAGAGUAGGUGGGGAUUCUGUUUUGUAGAAUGAUGGUUGAAGAUUCUCCUCCAAGAUCCAUGUCACUAUCCUUGAGUAGUUGUUAGGUUUCCAAUAUCAUUAUUUUCCUCUUGUUGAGUGGGUCUUCAGUCCAAGUUAGAGAGCUGUUCAUUAUUGGCCGGUUAUAUGUGCCAGUACUGCACUUCUCAGGUUAUACUGCAUGCUGAUUAUCAUUGUGGUUCAUUGGCAUUAUAGCAACUGCUCAAGCUUCUCAAAGCUUGUAUGGCUUUUUCUAAUAGCGUGAAAAGCUAGUCUUCAGGGAGGAGGCAUUCAUUUAAGUCAGUUCCAGCUCAGGGUCUUCUGGGCCCUCUGUCUGAAGUACAUGGGUCUAGAGCAAUAGAGACUUAACUUCCAACUCUGGAGGACAACCAAAGACUAUAGGAAUUAGUAGGCUAUAAAAAUGUAUAUGAAAAGGCACCAUACACCUCCAUUUGUCUCCAUUUAAUGAUCAGGCCUGAUUUCCAAAAGGCUGUAAGGGACCAACUUCAGGAAUAGCCAUAAGUCCCCGAAACUGAAUCAUAAGACACCAGCUGUAGAAAUAAGACAAUAAAGUAUACCACCUGAGGAACAGCCUGAAGCCAGGAGCUAGUCUCUGUUGCUUACUUAGCACCUCAUAGUAAAACAGAAGGAGAUUAAGUAGCCUUUGUUCUGUCUGGGCUGUAACUCCCAUACUUGCUAGUUGAAGUUGCAAGAAGAAAAAGAGACACAUUGAAAAGUGAUUUUAGCCUUUAUUUCUAUAUUCUAAAAAAUUGACCACAACUUUACACAUAAACUCAAUUAUAAAUCGAAUAAGAAGUUUACAUCAAGGGGAGCAUGGUGUGGGAGAAUAUAGGGGACUUUCAGGAUAGCAUUUGAAAUGUAAAUGAAGAAAAUAAUCUAAUAAAUUUUUUUUAAAGUUUACAUCAGAAUGUUUACAUGCAUACCCAUUAAGAGUAAUUAUCUGGCUAAACAUUUAUCAUUUGUCACUAACUUUACAGGAUCAUGGAGAGUUAAAAACCACAGCUAAGUUAUCCUUGAAGUUUUGUAUAGAUAAACCCAGUCAAUAUUUUAUCUUCUGUCCUUGCACCUAUAGUAAACUCUUAGUUUUUUUUUUAAUGACCUUUGGUUAAUGAUUUGACAACUUCUUGGAGUAUGCUCUAAGUUGUAGAUGUCUGCUUGUUGUCUCAGAAACAGUUAACUCAUGAUACUUGAGUGGUAGAGUUCUCAGUGCAGUCUAGACAUUAGAGGAGUAUGAAUAGCAGUUCUAUUACUAAAGAGGUCUGAGUGUCUUUGUCUGGGUCGAUAUUUUGAAACAUUGGUGACCCAUGCAUUGAGAGACCCACAAUGUGAGGACUCCCCCAUGUUCUGACUCAGGAGAGGCAAUACCCCAAACCUCUCACGAGACAAGGUCUUGAUGCAAGCCGCAAGAGGACUUUUAUUCCAGGCAUACUCUGGAGCCCACAGUUGCACACCACAUAGGGGUAGAGGACCAUGUGGGCCCCGAGUAGCUGGGAGAGGGAAUAUUUAAAGGAAAAAACCACACCCAAGGGGGUAAGGAAGGUGUUAUUGGAAAAUACUGAGAAUACCAGUGAAAAAUUACAAGGGGGUACUAAAAAUCACAAGUGGAGACUCCCUGCUUCUCAAGAUUGUUCUCAAGAUUUUAACUUUUGUGGUCGGCCAGGUCCUAGAACAGGGUCACUGAACCGGCUUGUGUGAUUACCUGUUCUGUGCUCAGCCAGUUCUUGGAACAGGCUGCUUCAGGGACCAACUAUUUUUCUUUCUUGACUCCAACUCGGUCUAGGGGACCAAACUUAAAUUUUCUACCUUACAGCAUCCUAGUUGUUUCUGCAGAAUAAAUGCUCUUUAUUCUUGCAUACUAUUGAGUCUGGGUCUUUCUUAAGUGAUUGUUGAACCUUAACAUAUAUGUUAUAAUGACAGUAGUAGUUCUCAACCUGUGGAUUACAAUCCCUUUGGACCCUUUCACAAGGGCCAUCCAAGACCAUCAGAAAAUAGAGAUUAUGAUUCAUAACAGUACCAAAACUACAGUUAUGAAAUAGCAAUGAAAUAUAUAUGAUUGGGGAUCACCAGAACAUGAGGAACUACAUUAAAGGGUCACAGCAUUAGGAAGGUUGAGAAACACUGUAUUACAGUGUUUGGGGAGUCUCUUUGAAAACACUGGUGAGCAUCAGAAAAGAGCACUUCUCAUAGUUGGUGUUAAGGUUUUUGUUAGAGGGUUUUUGGCUUUUGGAACAGAUGGGAAAUUUUCACUUGAAAUUUAAAUGUGUGUUUAUAUACUGGGUAACAUUUAUUUUUAGUAGUUAAUAAUAUGUGAUAGGUAUUCUCUGCAGAUGAAGUGAGCCAAUCCAAGCCAAAUUAAAAUAUGUAAAGGCAAGUUUAUUGGGAAGCCAUUCUUGGGCAGGUUCACUGGUCUCAAAGGAAUAUGGCCGGGGAAGUCACCAUGGGGAGGAAGAUAGAGUAGAGCGGGGAGAGAAAAAGAGAAAGCAUACACAGCAUGGAGAGAGAAUAUGCAGAGAGAGACAGAGGAGAGAGGGCAGAAGCCAAUAUGUCUGAAUUUAGAUUGAAGAACCCCUGGAGGAUAGGAAGCCUGGCCCCAGAUCUGGAAAGUUCAGGAGAGAGGCCAGAGUAUUCUAGCCAUGACCCAUAACAAGUAGGGGCUGAGGGAUCCUGGGAGAACCUGGAGGCCAGAUCCUCUUUCGUAUGUAAAAUAUGCAUAUCAGUUCUUUGUCCCUGGUCUGAAUCCCAACAUACUAGCCUUUUGUUGAAAAUAAAUGAAUAAGGGGCUACUUAAUCAUCUAUGACUACUUCCAGCUGACAUUGGGGUGUCAUUAUGGAAGCUGGGCAAAAGGCUGUAUUGUUGGCUAAGUCUAGGAAGAGCAGGCUGUUUUACUUGCUCACUGGGGUUAUAAGAGCAUCUGGAUGGUCUCCAUGCUGUAGGAGCUGUCCUGGAUCCAGAUUCUGGAGGAAAAUCUGGACCUGGUAGGAUACGGGAAUUAUGUAUAUAUAUAUAUAUAUAUAUGCGGCAGAAAACAUUUAGGCAUUUAGGGGGAAAAACGUUUUCUUAGGUAUACGUUUGGAACUUUUAGACCUAUGGUCUUGGAAGAUUGGCAGGGUAAGACUCAAAAGCAGGGAAUAGGGAAGGAAUUCCCCCCCUUUAUGAGUAGGCAGUUGGGAAAGGAAAAAGCUGUUGAUUGACUAUACUUCUCUGGAGUCCAUUUGAUCUGUGAGAGCUGGAUUUGAAUUCAUUCCCUAAAGCUUACAAGGAUUUUUUUUUUUUUAAGUUUAGGCAAAGAGAUAAAUUUUAAACAGUAUUACCACUGUUUGAAAUCUGUACUGAAAUCCACAUUGUAGAAAAAAGAACAGAAUCGUGCCUUUGUAUCAUAGUAGAAGCUUGGGAAAGAGUUUAAAAUUUGAUUAAUAUUAAAUGUCUGAACUUAGAAAUCUCAAUAAAACAGUAGCAUAAUGAGGGGAAGAAAUCAGAAACAUCACUCUUUUUAUGUACCUUCUAUCAUAUUGUUAUCACCAUUUAAGCUUCAUGACUUCAUAACUUGUAUAACUUUUCUGUUAGUUUUUUGUUUUCAUUUUUCAAAUUUUACUUAUUUAUUAAUUUACUUAUUCACUUUACAUACCACUUACUGGCCUUUUCCUUUCUUCCCUUUCCAUAAUGCUUCCCCAUUUCCCCUCUUCUUCUCCUCAGAGUUGGUGCCCCCUCCCCCUGUGUCUCCCCCAACCCUCACACAUAGAGUCUUUGUGACACAUUCACUUCCAGUGCAGCCAGACAAGGCAAUGCAUGUAGAAGCCACAUACAGGCAGCAGUUUUUGGGAUAGCCCCCAUUCCAGUUGUUCAGGACCCACAUGAAGGUCAAGUUGGACAUCUGCUACAUGUAAAGUCCAGCCAGUAUAUGUUCUUUUUUUUUAAAUUUGGGAUUUUUUUUAUUUUUAUACACAAGACAAGAUUCUACACCAAUAGUCAGUUAAAUAGUACAAAUUUACAUUCAGGAGGAAUGUUAAAAAUUCAACUAAAAAAAACCACUUCUUCCCGUGACCCAUAAUCCCAACAUUUUACAGUGCAGGGGAGAAGGGGGCUUGGGGAAGCAUCCAAAACAAGUCUCUCAAAAGAAAUGACUUCAAAUUUUCACAUUCUUUGACUGAUGGUUCAAUCUUUGAGAGCCCAAGGGUCCCCGUUAUUUCACUCUGUUAAUCUUUCUGUAGAGGUCCUAUCUCUUUAGGUGCCAUAAUCCUUCCUCCUAUUCUUCUGUAAGAGUUUCCAAGCUCCAUCCACUGUUUGGUUGUGGUGUUUGCAUCUGUCAGAGUUGGCUGCUGGAUUAAGCCUCUCAUAAAACGAAUAAUAGUAUUAGGGGUUGGUGCUUGCCCACAGAAUGGAUUUAAGUUGGGCCAGUCAUUGGUUGCCCAUUUCCUCAGUCCCUCCUUGAUUCCCCAUUCCUACAUUUCUUGUAGACAGGAUAAAUAUUGGAUAAAAAGAAUUGUGGUUUGCAUUUCCCUGGCGACUAAGGAUGUUAAAAAUAUUUUUUUACGUGCUUCUCAGCCAUUCAGUAUCCCUCAGUUUAGAAUUCUUUGUUUAGCUCUGUACUCCAUUUUUUAAUAGAGUUAUUUGGUUUUCUGAGUCUUAACUUCUUGAGUUCUUGUGUAUACUAGAUAAUAGCCCUCUAUUGGAUUUAGGAUAGAUAAAGAUCUUUUCCCAAUCACUUGGUUGCCUUUUGGUCUUCUUGACAGUAUCCUUUGCCUUACAGAAGCUAUGCAAUUUUAUGAGGUCCUAUUUGUUAAUUCCUUCUAGUAGUUUCUGUAUGGCUGGAUUUGUGGGUAGAUAUGGUUUAGAUUUGGAUUCUUUUGAAGUGUCUUGUUUUGUCCAUCUAUGGUGAUUGAGGAUUUUCCUCUGUAUAGUAGUCUAGGUUGGCAUCAGUGGUUUGUUUAAAGGUUGCAAGAUAGCUGUCCAUGCCCUACUAGCUUUUAGAGUUUAUAUUGAGACAUUGGGUGUAAUUCUGAUGGGUAUGUUUUUGAAUGUUACCUGCCCUCUUUCCCUUACUCAUUUUAAUAUUCUUUCUUUGUUCUGUAGAUUUUGUGUGUUUUGAUUAUUAUUUGUAUCACAGAGCACAGUUCUCCAUGCUAAUGAGGUAUACCUGGCAUUGUCUGGCAGUCAAGAUUUAGACCCAGUGGUGUCUCCUUUUCUGAAACCCAAAGGCUCAACUCUACAGCUUCCUGCAUAUAAACUUUGGGUCAUAUUGCAGAGGGAAGCCUCAAAUCAAACAUCUUUGAAUCCAAGGCUCCAGAAAACAAAGACCUAAUCUUUGUUACAUAUCUUUGUUUACCUUAACCAACCAGCUCUUGAUAGGGAAUCUUGAGACCUAGAAGUUACAUUUUGUACUCCAUGGUUGCUGGGCCAUGGUUACUCAGUGAGUCCAAAGUUUAUUGCAUCAGGCUGGAGAGAUGAGGCAAAAGAACAGCUUCAUGUAGCUGGACACUCAACACCCCCAGCACUCAUCCCACCCCCAUUUUCAGCACUAAGUAUUCUCUGCCGACAAAAUGAACCAAUUGUAAAUGGCUUGAGAACAUAACCUACAGCAGAAUCCAAGCUGCAUUCACAUACCAGAAAGAACCCCAUGGCUUAUACUUGGCCAGUUAUCCCUUAGCUGCUUCCUAGCAACAGUUAAAGAUUAGUCUGACUGCUUCAGAUGUACUUUUAGACCCUUUGUGAUUGUAUACCGUCUUCCUUCAGAGCGCCCACCUGUCGGCUCACAGUAUUAGAUGUUUGCCAGACUGGACACCCCCUCCCCUACCCCCCUCACUUGCUCCUAUUCCUAUAAAAACUUGUCCAGCUGAGGGAUUGAGGCUGCUCUGCCUUCCCAUCCUACUGUGUCAGGAGGAGACCCCAAGCCCAAGACCCUAAUGCUAUUACAUCAGAAACGGCUCCUUGGUCUUUUGGGGUUCAGGAAAGCUUCCUGGCACAUUUUUAUUUGUAUUUUCUUAAUUGCUUGGAGCGAUUAACAUUUUGGGGGUUAUUUGUUAUUCAUUUUCAUUUCUUCCUUUGAGAACUCUAUGUUCAGAUCCCAGACCCAUUUUUUUUUGAGCAUUUUUGUUUGUUUGUUUUGUUUUCUGGUAGUGGCAAUUUUUUAAAUCUUUGUAUAUAUUUGAUAUUAAUCCUCUAUCGGAUGUAUAGCAGACAAAGACUCUUUCCCAUUCUGUGGAUUCCCUCUUCACCUAGUUAAUUGUUUCCUAAGCUUUGAAGACCUUUUAUGAAGUCCUGCCUGUCGAUUGUUGGCCUUAAAUCUUGGGCAAAUAAAGUAUGACUCAGAAAUUACUUUGUAUACCUACAUCAUGUAGAAUACUGCCUGUGUUUUCUGUCUGUCUAGUAAUCUGUCUACAUAUCUGUCUGUCUGUCUGUCUGUCUGUCUCUGUCCUUCUCUCUCCCUCCCUCCUCCCCCCUGCUCUGUCUAUCUUUUAAAUAUAGUUUUAGGACUGCCUGUAGAUCUUCUUUGUAAGCCUAGUAGAGUUCUCCUGUGUCUACAUCAAUUAGUUGGAGGGUUUUUAUUAGAAUUUCAAUCUCAAUAUUAUGGGUCUGUUUAUGUUUUUGACUUCUUAGUUUAAUUGUGAUUAUUUGAGUGAAUUUUGAAAAUCAUUUAGUUUCUUUUUUUUUUCAACUAAAUGUAUUUCCUUAUCACAGUCUGAAUUCCUUCCUUGUCUGUCUUAAUAUUUUUCUAUUUAUUUCUGACUCUGUUCAUUUGAAUUUUCUCUUUGUGUUCCUUUUUGAUUAGUUGGGCUACGGGUCUGUCAAUCUUGUUCAUCUUUUCAAAGCAUCAGCUCUUCAUUUGUUAAUUAUUUGUAAUGUUUUCUAUUUCAUUAAUUUCUCUGAUUUGUCUUAUUUCUUGCCAUUAAAUGGGUUUAGAUUUGGUUUCUUUUUCAGAGUUUUGAUUUGGGACACUAUUUGUGCUUUUUCUGAUUUCUUUUUAAUGUAGACAGUUAGCGAUAUAAUUUUACUUGUAGAACUGCUUUCAAUGGAGUUUUUGUUGUGUUUUAGUCACUUAAUUUUAGUAAUUUUUAAAUUUCUUUCUUGACUUCUUUGUUAACCUAUCAACCAUACAGUAAUGCAUUGUUUAAUAUUAGUAACUUGAGUAUAUGAUAGAUUUCUUUGCUGUCUGUUUUAAGUUUUGUACAUUGUAGUUAGAUAGUAUACAUGGAGUUUUUGUAGUCUUUUUGAAUGAGUGCACACAUGUUUUCUGUCUAGGGUAUGGUCUAUUUUAGAGAAGCUUCAAGGUGCUUCUUGUAUAUUUAGACAAGCUUCCAUAUAUAUUCUUUCGUUUGGGGGAAGAAUAUCCUAUAGAUAAUAAUUAAAUCUGCUUGAUGUGUGAUGCCAUUUAAUCAUGAUUUUUUUGGUUGUUAUUUGUGUUGUUCUUAGGUUUUUAUUUUUGUUUCUUUCCAGAUGACCUGUCUAUGACAUAUUUGUAUGAUAGUAUUGUCUUAUUUGUUUACUGUUCUUUUCAUUAAAGUGAAGUAGCCCUCCCUAUUUCUUGAGAUGAGUUUUAAUUUGAAGUGAGUUUUUGUUGUUUGGAUUUGUUUGUUUGUUUGUUUAGAUGUUAGGAUAAUGAUGUCUACUUACUUCUUCUUCCCACUUAUUUACAGUGCUGUCUCCUAUCCUCUUGCUCUAAGGCAGGGCCUAUCUUUAAAGGGAAGAUGUGUUGCAUGUAAACAACAAGUGUGCUUUUUUUUUUUUUUUAAAUUGGAGACUUGACCCUACUGAUAUUUGAAGUUACUAUUGAAUCUUAAUUGUUGCCAUUGUGUUUUUGAUUUUUGGUGGUUGUGUGUGUGUGUGUGUGUGUGUGUGUGUGUGUGUGUGUGUGUGUGUGUGUGUUCCUAUUGCUACUUUGUGCUUUAGUAAUUACAGUUUUAUAUUCGUUUUCCAGUCUCUUGGCUAUCCUUAUUUCUCUCUCCAUCACAAUGCUUCAUGUAUUUUCUUUAGGUUUGGCUUGUUGGAUAUUAAUAUUUUUAGGAUGGUUAUAUCAUGUAAAGUUUUUUCUUCUCCUUAAACUAUGACAGAUAUUUUUUUCUGGGUGUAUUAGUCUAGCACCACUUUCAUGGUCAUUUAUGACUUGGAAUGCAUUGGUGUAGGCUCUUCCAGAUUUCUGCAUUCCCAUUGAGAAAUCAGCUGAUGCAGUUACCUUUAUUCAUGACUGUGUUGUGUUGUCUUUUCUUUUGAAGCUUUAAAUAUACUUUUCAUUUGUUUUGUGUACUUAAGUGUUUUAACAAUGAUAUGACAUGGGGAUUUUUUUUUUUUUUUUUAGCUCUCAUCUGUUUGCUUCUUGGAUAUGUAUGUAUAUUCCUUCCCUUAGUUUGGGGGAAUUUUCUUUUAUGAUCUUGUUGAGAAUCUUGUCUACUUCUCCCACUUCUGUGGCUAUAAUUCAAUGCUUUGGUCUUUUUUUUUUUUUUUUAAUAGUGUCCCACAUUUCUUGUAUGUUUCUUUUUUGGGGUUUUAAAUUUUGUUUUGCUUUUUCAUUUGUUUUUCAUAUUCUGUCCUUUCAUCUAUGUACUCUAUUUUAUCUUUGAGUCCUGAAAUUCUUUUUUUUUUCUUUUUUUUUUUUUUUUUUUUUUUUUUUUUUGGCUUCUUUCUGCUCUACUCAAUUUUCUAGUUGGGUUAUUGGAAUUUUUUAUUCUGUUUUCAUCUCAGCUUCAGUCCUCUGCAAUGUUUCUCCUUAUUGAAUUCAUUUUUCAGUUCCUGUAUAGACUUAAUUGUUUUGAUAAAUCUUCUGUUUAUUUUUUGUUGGUCAUCACUUGGGUAUUUAAUUCUCCUUAAUUUCUUUCUCCUUAAUUUUGUUGAGCUGUUUUUGUAAACUCUUUAAAUUAUUUGAUGAAGUUUACUGAUUACUCCUUUUAAAUUCUGUGUACUAGAAUCCACCUAGGUAAUUCUUCUGGCAAACCUAGGUCUGGUAGGGUUUAGAGGUGAGAUAGUGGCUUGGCUUUUCAUUGUUUCUAUUUUUAAGAUCAGAUCUAGGCAUUUGAACUGCUUUUGUUAGUUGUGUUUCUCAUAUGUACAAAGUGUGCUCUGGAAAAUGGAAGAUAUGGUGGUGCUGCUCUGGCUUAGGUAGAGUGAAGUCAUAGACAGAAGAAACUAGGCUGGUAUGCAGGAUUUUCCUCCUGGUCCAAGUGUUGAGGGUAAAGAUAGAUCUCUUGGUAAAAAGAUUAGGUAUAACAUGGGAGAGGCCUUUGGGUUGGGGAGUAAGCAGGGUGGGCUGGGUCCUAGUAGAACCUUAUAGCUUAUUUGUGGCACAGGAAACAGUAGUCAGGUGAUGCUGAUGUACUAGAUGUGAGAUUCCGGUAAGAUCUGGUAGGUUAGGGAGUAUGUGAAGAGUGAAGAGAGUCAGGAUGCUCCAGGGAUAGACCCUGGAUGCAGCCAUCUCUUUUGACACCACAACCAUCAGAAUAAUAAUUUAGUGAAAACUUUUAUAAUGAAAUUCAUUCAAUUCCAUAUCCACAAUAAGGCAAAAAGCUAUAUAAAGAUUGUGACUAUUAUAGAAACCCUUUAUAAAGUACAUGUUAUACCUUCCAUAAAGGUGGGUUCUAUGAAUUGAUUGAAAAAAAGAAGCUUACAAUAAUGACCUAAGUAUGGAUCCAGUGGGGUAUUCCACCACACAGUGCAAAGGUUACCAGGCUAUUAACUACAUAUGCUCCUAGUCUUCUAGGUGGACAACAGGUUAUGCACCACUUCUUUUGAAGAAAUCAACCUAUGUAUUUAACAUUCCAGGCUCCCCUAGUGCAGUGCUUUUCAAUCUUCCUAAUGCUGUGAUUUUUUUGUAUAGUUCCUCAUGUUGUGGUGAAUCCAUUCAUAUAUUUUCAUUGCUACUUCAUAACUGUAAUUUUGCUACUGUUAUGAAUCAUAAUGUAAAUAUCUGUAUUUUCUGACAGUCUUAGAUGGACACUGUGAAAUGUUCAUUUGACUCCCAAAGGGGUUGUGACCCACAGGUUGAGAACCAUUGUUGUAAUAUAUAUAUUUUGUAAUACAUACAAUGUAAUAGUCUAUUCCUAUAGCUCUUGAUUGUCUUCCAGAGUUGGAAGGUACAUCUCUGUUGGUCAAAACACCAUGUACUUUAGACACAACACCCAGAAGACCCUGAGCUGGAAUUGACUUGAAUAAAUGCCUCCUCCCUGAGGACUUGCUUUUCCUGCUAUCAAAACAAACUUAAAAGGAAGAGAAGCAAUGAGAAGUUGUUAAAAUGCCAGUGAACCACAGUAAUAAUUGAUAUAGCAUUAUAACCCUAAAGGUACAGUAAUGGUACACAUAACAGCCUUCUAAUUGGACUUACGAUGCACUCAACUUUGCUGCUGUUAUGAAUCAUAAUGUAAAUGUUUGUGUUUUCUGAUGCUCUUUGGCCACCCCUAUGUAAGGGUUAUUUGACUCCAAAGGGUUUGUAUUUCACAGGUUGACAAUCACUGCCCUAAUGCUUAUCUGUAAGCACAAAGACUUCUGUGUUUCCUAUACCUGAGGAAGAACUUGUAGCACCUGACUGAGUGAAGAGCUUCAAUCAUCAUACUUUUUAAAUGAAGAUAUUAGUAGAACUUAAAUCACAAAAACAUGCAGCUUCUUUUUUCUUUGUAUUAAGAAAGUUUUCACAUAUUUGCAGUGCAUAAUGAAUUUUACAUUUUUGUGCUGAUUUCUAUAUCAAUUUUUGUUCUUUUUCUCUCAACUAAUGAUUCACGUGUAGUCUUGAAGUCUUGUGAUAUAAUACCUAUACAAUUCCUUGUAUUACCCAGUCUUAUCCUUUUCCACAAAUUUAAAUGAGGUCUUAAUACUAGAAAAGUGUCAUCUGAGAACAGUGAUUAACAAACACACACAUACACACAGAUACAGUUCCCUAGGCAAAAUUUUUAUAGUAUAUACUGUUCAAAGCUCUAAAAGCAUGUGAAGUUCAUGAAAAUUGAAUAGCAAAGAUAAAAAUGAAAAUGGUAUACAUUUGACAAGGAGUAAUAAAGUUAGAUGUUAAGAAGACAGGCUCACACAGUCUCAUACUACAUGAGCAAGUAUAGAGAGGUAAAAAGAAACAUUUUCAUUUAAUUUUAUUUAUCAGUACAUUAAGAGAAUUGUUUCUUUUGGGAUUUUUGUUUGUUUUGGUGUUUUUUGUUUGGUGUUUUUUGUUUUGUUUUUUGGGGUUUUUUGUUUUGUUUUGUUUUGUUUUGUUUUUUUUGUUUCUCGAGACAGUGUUUCUCUUUAUAGCCCUGGUUGUCCUGGAACUCACUCUGUAGACCAGACUGGCCUCAGACUCAGAAAUCCGCCUGCUUCUGCCUCCCAAGUGCUGGGAUUAAGGGCAUGCACCACCACUGCCUGGCUGGUUUGUAAUUUUGUACCAUAAUUGAAAGUUAGGGUUUCUGAGAAAAAGCUUAUUCUGCUAUUUGUUCAUAACCUCCAUUCCCAUAACAAAAGAAUAUGAUGCUGACUUACAGGACAGUAGUUCUCAACUUAUGUUAUGAACUGUUUGAUACUGUUCCUCAUCUUAUGGCGACCACUAGCCAUAAAAUUAUUUUGUUUCUACUUCAUAACUAAUUUUGCUACUAUUACAAAUGUAAAUAUAAUACAAAUAUCUGACAUGCAUACUAUCAUUCAUAUAUGUAUAUGCAUACCAAUGUCGUGACCCACUGGUUGAGAACCACUCUCUAAUUUCAAAGGACAUGUCUAUAAGGGACAGCUCAAGGAGGAUGUGCAAAGUCAUAGCUAUCAUUAAGUCCUUGCCUGCCAUUAAGGCCCCCAUACUUUUACCAGUAAAACCAUAGUUCUGCCACGAAGAUGAACUGAGGUAACUACUUAAAAAGAUUAAAUAAAUAACACCACUGUACUUAAAUUAUUCUGACAAUAUAUUUGCUGUGUAAAUCCAUCAUGUGCUCAAGGGGUAGACUUGAUGGUUUCCUGUCUCAAAUUGUUCUGAGUGUAAUGUGGAGUAUAGUGGUUUUGGAAGAAAAAUAACCUUAAGACCUAUAUAAGCGUGUUUAAAUUGGGGAGGGCAGCCUCAAUCUGAGGCUGCUUCCAUUCUGUGUCAGGCAGAAGCAGUUGUGCCCUAUUAAAGAGUUUUUGCUUUACUGA